Molecule: messenger RNA, 1113 nt
Organism: Fusarium poae
Lineage: Eukaryota; Fungi; Ascomycota; Sordariomycetes; Hypocreales; Nectriaceae
Exons: 6
Coding region: 1-1113 (370 amino acids)
Source: RefSeq, a predicted model, not a curated record
AUGGACGGUGCUAGCUACUUCUCUGAGAAUGACAUCUCUGGCAUUCUUAUUAUCCCCCACGCCAUCCUCAGCUUUGUCGCUACAGUGUUUGUUGGUUUGCGAGUUUGGACCUCCCGGUACAUCACAAAGACGCCCGCGACCCUUGAUCAGUGGGUCUCUGUUGUCGCUUUGUUAAUCAACCAUGGCCUAUUGAUUGCCGAAGGGAUUUGUGUACAUUAUGGUUACGGACAGAAUAUCAUCAAGGUGACGAAUGAUUAUGGCGGUGUUUCCAACUUCCUCAGAACUUUCGUUGCCUGCGAAAUCACAUAUGGCCUCUCCUGCGCUGUUUCCAAGAUAGCAGUACUUACUAUGUACUACCGUAUCUUCUCAUCUUCCAAGUUACUUCGUUACUCGACAUGGAUUAUGUCCUCUAUCAUUACUGCAUGGGCAAUCGCCACUGUCUUGGUCAGCAUCUUUAGUUGCGACCCCAUCCGAGGCUUCUGGGACAAGACUAUACCAGCCCGGUGCAUCGAUACCAACAAGUUCUACAUUGGAAUUACUAUUCCUAAUAUCAUGUUCGAUAUUGCAACAGUAGCACUACCUGUCCGCGAAGUCUGGAAACUGCAGCUGGGCAGAGAUAAGAAGUGGGCUAUCACCACUAUAUUCUUACUCGGUGGCAGUGUCGUACUUGCCUCAAUAGGUCGUCUCGUCCUGUUUAUGAUCUACAAAAGCUCGCAAAACAUCACUCAAGUCAUGAUAUUUGGACACCUGGCAUCAUCUGCUGAAGUAUGUCUUGCUAUUAUCGGCGCCUGUCUACCGUCCUGUGCGCCACUCCUAAAGAAAGCGCUGCAGAGAUUCGUCUCUACGGUGUCAGAAGAGGACAAGGGCAACACGGAUAAAGCCCAUGGAUCUGCAUUAGUCACUAUAGGCCAAAAGCGCAGUCGUGGUCGUGCUAACCCAACUACACUUGGAGGAAAUGACAAUGGGUCUUUUGAGCGUCUUGAUGAUAAUGGGAGCUUCCAGGGGUCAACUGAUGGCUUAUAUAACAACAAGCCUGAUGCGAAGCAGAUACAUAUUCAACGUGAAUUUGAGUUGGAUAGUGAAAACGGGGAUAUUCCGUUGAAGGAUCUUUAG